This is a messenger RNA of Trichechus manatus latirostris (Florida manatee), 504 nucleotides long. It is a transcript of the gene LEP, whose product is annotated as leptin. Bases 1 to 504 code for a protein of 167 amino acids. Gene Ontology annotation, molecular function: hormone activity; peptide hormone receptor binding. The transcript has 2 exons. Gene Ontology annotation, cellular component: extracellular region. Gene Ontology annotation, biological process: positive regulation of phosphatidylinositol 3-kinase/protein kinase B signal transduction; negative regulation of appetite by leptin-mediated signaling pathway; positive regulation of p38MAPK cascade. The record is from RefSeq and is a predicted model, not a curated record. NCBI's taxonomy places the organism in Eukaryota, Metazoa, Chordata, Mammalia, Sirenia, Trichechidae.
AUGCGGUGUGGAACCCUGUGCCACCUCCUGUGGCUUUGGCACUCUCUGUCCUACAUUCAAGCUGUGCCCAUCCAAAAAGUCCAAGAUGACACCAAAACCCUUAUCAAGAUCAUUGUCACCAGGAUCAGUGACAUUCCACACAUGCAGUCUGUCUCCCCCAAACAGAGGGUGACUGGCUUGGACUUCAUUCCUGGUCUCCAGCCUGUCUGGACCUUCCCCAAGGUGGACCAGACUUUGGCGAUCUACCAGCAGAUUCUCAUGCGUCUGCCUUCCACAAAUGUGAUCCAAAUAACCAAUGACCUGGAGAACCUCCGAGACCUCCUCCGGAUGCUGGCUGUGUCCAAGUGCUGCUUAUACCGCAAAGCCAGUGGCCUGAAGAGCUUGGAGAGUCUGGGCAGUGUCCUGGAGGCCUCACUCCACUCCAUGGAGGUGGUGGCCCUGAGCCGGCUGCGGGGGUUUCUGCAGGACAUGCUGCAGCAGCUGGAACUCAGCCUCAGGUGCUGA